Messenger RNA from Sinocyclocheilus rhinocerous, 2532 nucleotides. RefSeq names its product ATP-binding cassette sub-family G member 4-like. Gene Ontology annotation, cellular component: plasma membrane. The transcript is spliced from 15 exons. The record is from RefSeq and is a predicted model, not a curated record. Gene Ontology annotation, molecular function: ATP binding; ATP hydrolysis activity; ABC-type sterol transporter activity. The coding region runs from base 460 to 2394 and encodes 644 amino acids. Lineage: Eukaryota; Metazoa; Chordata; Actinopteri; Cypriniformes; Cyprinidae. Gene Ontology annotation, biological process: cholesterol homeostasis; transmembrane transport; cholesterol efflux.
CCGGAGGACCGGCAGGAUGAGCACAACUCCUCUCCACACAGCUCCACACGCAUACUGGAUGACUGUAAACGCGCAAAGAUCGAAUCACGGUUUGCCCUUCCGUCAGUUGUCCGAAAUGAAACUCCUGGUUUAACACGGAUGCUGCAACUUUUUAAUUAUGCAUAACUGUUAUGUUUGUUUUGGAUAGGAAUCGUCACGGUAUCUUUUUAAGGAACGCUAUGAAUGUGACGUGUAGCGGCUUUCUGAAGGAGAAGAGCAUCCUCUUCGUCCCCGGUAAGCGGGAUCGGGCGUAUAACGAAGCAUCUUUUUUCUCAGCUGGACUAUAGUGCGGGGCCGCUCCUGUUGCUGAAGCCUGUGUGUGUACAUAUCAUGCUCUUGAGCUCAAAGGAAUGAAUUUGACAUUUUUAUAAGGAAACACGCCGCCAGAGAGACUCAACGCGUCAAAAAAAAGCUCUUGGUAUGGCUGCGAAGUCCUUAGAGCCGGGGUCUGUUUCCAUUCCCAUGGAGGAGACCAAGCGUGCGGGAGGAGCCCCUCCAGAUGCUGCCAUGUUGACCCACCUGAAGAAGGUGGAGAACCAUAUCACAGAGGCACAGAGGUUUUCUCACCUGCCUCAGCGUUCAGCAGUGGACUUGGAGUUUACAGAGCUCUCCUACACCAUCCGUGAGGGCCCCUGUUGGAGGAGGCGAGGAUUUAAGGCCCUCCUGAAGUGUCUUUCUGGAAAAUUCUGCAGUCGGGAGCUCAUCGGAAUCAUGGGACCCUCUGGGGCCGGCAAGUCCACUCUCAUGAACAUUCUUGCUGGCUACAGAGACACAGGCAUGAAAGGUCAGAUCCUGGUAAACGGGCGACCCCGUAACCUCCGCACCUUCAGAAAAAUGUCGUGUUACAUCAUGCAAGAUGACAUGCUACUGCCACAUCUAACAACACGAGAGGCAAUGAUGGUUUCAGCUAACCUUAAACUUAACGAAAACAUGGAAGUGAAAAAAGAACUGGUGAAUGAGAUCCUCACAGCAUUAGGACUGCAGGAGUGCGCUCACACUCGCACCAUUUCUCUGUCGGGUGGCCAGUGUAAACGGUUGGCUAUUGCUCAGGAGCUGGUCAAUAACCCACCUGUCAUGUUUUUUGAUGAACCCACCAGUGGUCUAGACAGCACAUCCUGUUUCCAGGUGGUGUCCUUGAUGAAAUCUCUGGCUCAAGGAGGUAGAACCAUCAUCUGUACCAUCCACCAGCCCAGUGCUAAACUAUUUGAAAUGUUCGACAAGCUUUAUAUCCUGAGUCAAGGUCAGUGUAUAUAUAAGGGAACAGUACCGUACCUUAUCCCCUACCUGAAAAACCUUGGACUCCACUGCCCUACGUACCACAAUCCUGCAGACUUUAUAAUCGAGGUCGCCUCAGGAGAGUAUGGUGAUCUGAACCCUGUGCUCUUCGAGGCGGUUCAGGGAGGCCUGUGUUCAGAUGAGGGGAAGAAGAACUCCAGUGACAAGAACGACGCCACCACAUCCUGUCCCUCCCAGUGUUAUAAUGAUUCAGGCUACAUUGAGAAACACACUUUUGCCACAAGUACCCUCACACAGUUCUGCAUCCUCUUCAAGAGAACCUUCAUCACUAUAUGCAGGGACAUGGUAUUAACCCACCUGAGGGUGAUGUCACACCUGUGUAUUGGUGUGCUGAUUGGUCUGCUGUAUCUAAACAUUGGGAAUGAUGCCAGUAAAGUGUUCAACAACACUGGUUUCCUGUUCUUCUCCAUGCUGUUUCUCAUGUUUGCAGCACUCAUGCCCACCGUCCUGACAUUUCCACUGGAGAUGUCUGUGUUUAUAAGGGAGCAUCUUAAUUAUUGGUACAGUCUAAAGGCAUAUUACCUGGCCAAGACCAUGGCUGACAUUCCAUUCCAGGUAAUUUGUCCGAUAAUGUACUGCAGUAUAGUGUACUGGAUGACAGAGCAGCCUCCAGAGGCAGGCAGAUAUCUGCUCUUUAUGGCCCUGUCCACCUUCACUGCCCUAGUGGCUCAGUCUCUGGGGCUUCUCAUUGGAGCUGCGUCCACCUCCCUACAGGUUGCCACAUUCGUAGGUCCGGUCUCUGCCAUCCCAGUCCUUCUGUUCUCUGGCUUCUUUGUCAACUUUGACACCAUCCCCAAAUACCUGCAAUGGAGCUCCUAUGUGUCAUACGUCAGGUAUGGUUUUGAGGGUGUGAUCCUCUCCAUCUAUGGCAUGAACCGCUCAGAGCUGGAGUGUCCCGGCGUGGCGUGCAAGUUCCAGAAACCAGAGGAGGUGCUGCAGCUGCUGGAUGUGGAGGACGCUAAGCUCUACGUGGACUUUAUUGUUCUGGGGGUCUUCUUCUUAAUUCUGAGACUUGCCACUUACCUAGUUCUUCGUUAUAAAGUCAAGUCAGAACGUUAGGGCCAAAACUCAUCAUUAGAUAUACAUUUAAUUUCACAUACACCCAUAAACUCUCAUAAAUGCACAUAACGAUAUUUUUGCAAUAGACACAGAAGCCAAUGCACAUUGAUUAUGGGGCCAUUGUUUGGCCGUGCAACA